Molecule: messenger RNA, 1452 nt
Organism: Colletotrichum chrysophilum
Lineage: Eukaryota; Fungi; Ascomycota; Sordariomycetes; Glomerellales; Glomerellaceae
Exons: 3
Coding region: 1-1452 (483 amino acids)
Biological process (GO): positive regulation of transcription by RNA polymerase II
Cellular component (GO): RNA polymerase II transcription regulator complex
Molecular function (GO): DNA-binding transcription factor activity; protein dimerization activity
Source: RefSeq, a predicted model, not a curated record
AUGGACGCGCAGCGACCAAUCUCUCAGAAAUUGCCCGCGGGGUUGGCAGGGGUCUUGAAUCCAGAUGAGAACCGCGACUCGGCCUACUUCUCUAGCACAGAUGCAUCCAGCAAGCGCAACGUCCUCAGUCCCACCGGCUCAGGCUACCAGUCAUCGUUGGCCGACAAGACGCCCUCUCCAGUCACCGCGAACCUAGUACCCCAACCCCUUGUGUCGCCCGCGAGUAACAUGAGCGUCGCCUCCAUGGUUUCGCCGACGACACCCGGGAGUGCCGAUCCGCGCAGAUUCGAACGACCGACGUCCUUGAACUCGGAUCCGCAACUGCUUGCUCAAGACUUCGGCACCGCUUCACGCAGAGAGAGUGUCGACAGCAGGAUAAAUCAGGGUUUUCACGAGAUGAGGCUAGGCGGAAACUCCCCCUACGCAAGUCACAACCAGUCGACAACGUCGAUUCAAAAUACUCUUAACCAGCAAAGGAACCCGCGUCAGGGUCUGGACAAUCUCUCGGUACACCGCAUCUCCAACGGCUACCAGCCAAGUAAUGAUAGAAAUCCUGACCCUAAUCCAAAGAUCAUCCGAACCGCACCCGCCAUCACCGGACCCGCUACCAGCAACAUCGCGAGGGCUGCCGAGCCGACUAAGGGUCAAGCUUGGGCCUUCCCGGAGGAGGAGAUUCAGCGAAUCGGGCCUCACGAUGCCUACCUUGACUCCAGACGCAGUAGCGUUGCCGAAUCCAUCGCCAGCAGUCAGUUUACCACCGAAUCGAGGUUGCCCCCGGGCCAAAGACGCUUGGACGAGCCUACCGACUUCAACAACCGCCUCUCGAGCACCUCAUCCGAUUUUCCUCCAGUACACCACCACUCGCUGCAACAUAAGCAGAUCGGAGAUCUUCGCGAUGACGACGCCGCCUCGAGAACAGGAGCCCAGCCGUACAGCCGCACCCCAGAGCUGCGUAAGAGUCAUAAAUUGGCGGAGCGAAAGAGGAGAACGGAAAUGAAGGAACUGUUCGACCAGUUGCGAGACUUGAUGCCCCAAGAGCGGGGUUCCAAAGCUUCCAAGUGGGAAAUUCUUACAAAGGCAAUUUCUGAGCACCAGCGUAUGGCGGAUGUCGUUCGGAUUGUCCAGGGACAAAAUAGUACCGUGAUGCAGGAGAACGACGCCAUGCGACAGGACAAUCAUAACCUCCGAGUUGAUAUUCAGCGUCUCCAGAGUGAACUGCACAACCUCCGAAUGCAACAAGCGCCAACAGGCCAGGCUCCCCCGCAAGCCCAAGUACCACCGCCCCCUCAGCAAGCACCUUAUCAGACGGACCCCUACACAAGUCGUCGCGAGCUCCCGCCUAUUAGAGGGCUGAACGGCGCGAUUCCCAAUGGGCCUGACUCUAUGACCGGCGUACAGUACGAAGCACCUAGAGUCAACGGCGGUUAUCGUCCUGCAGAGGCGAGGUAUUGA